Molecule: messenger RNA, 183 nt
Organism: Chondrus crispus (carragheen)
Lineage: Eukaryota; Rhodophyta; Florideophyceae; Gigartinales; Gigartinaceae
Exons: 1
Coding region: 1-183 (60 amino acids)
Source: RefSeq, a predicted model, not a curated record
AUGGGGGGGGAAGCGCUGCAGCGCUUCUGUGGCGGUCUUCGCGGUUGUGGUGACUCCUUUAUUGAUAUUUGCGCGACCGGAUCGGGCACUGGCUUUACCAACAGCUUGGAAGUUGAUGGUGCGGAAGAAAGGCUUUGGAAGCCUUUAUCGAGACAACGGGAGAGAAAAGACACAAGAAGGUGA